ACGUCUCUUCCGUCUCGUUGUUUGACUCGCUCCUCUGCUACCGUGUCAGUGUGUUAAAAUGGCGACGUCCCUGGGAGCUAACACGUACAACAGACAGAACUGGGAAGACGCGGACUUCCCAAUCCUCUGUCAAACAUGUCUGGGGGAGAACCCUUACAUUCGCAUGACCAAGGAGAAGUAUGGCAAAGAAUGCAAGAUCUGUGCCCGACCCUUCACAGUGUUCCGAUGGUGUCCGGGAACACGCAUGCGCUUCAAGAAGACCGAGGUCUGCCAGACCUGCAGUAAGAUGAAGAACGUGUGUCAGACCUGCCUCCUGGACCUGGAGUAUGGUCUUCCCAUCCAGGUCAGAGACACCGGCCUCGCUGUCAAAGAUGAGGUGCCAAAAUCUGAUGUCAACAAGGAGUAUUACACACAGAAUAUGGAGAGAGAGAUCGCCAACACUGACGGGACGAGACCGGUGGGCCUGCUGGGCAAAGCCCCGAGCUCCAGUGACAUGCUGCUGAAACUGGCCCGGACCACGCCCUACUACAAGAGGAACAGACCCCACAUCUGCUCCUUCUGGGUGAAGGGAGAGUGCAAGAGAGGCGAGGAGUGCCCGUACAGGCACGAGAAGCCCACGGACCCCGACGAUCCGCUGGCCGACCAGAACAUCAAGGACCGUUACUACGGCAUCAACGACCCGGUGGCCGACAAGCUGCUGAAGCGUGCCUCAACCAUGCCCCGCCUGGACGCCCCAGAGGACAAGAGCAUCACCACGCUGUACAUCGGCGGGCUGGGUGACGCCGUGACGGACACGGAGCUCAAGAACCAUUUCUACCAGUUUGGUGAGAUCCGCACCAUCACCAUCGUCCAGAGGCAGCAGUGUGCCUUCAUCCAGUUCGCCACGCGGCAGGCUGCAGAGUCGGCCGCCGAGAAGUCCUUCAACAAGCUCAUCCUCAACGGACGCAGGCUGACCGUCAAGUGGGGGAGGUCCCAGGCAGCCAGAGGGAAGGAAUCCAUCAAGGACGGGGUCAGCGAGAUGGGCACCCGUCUGGACCCCGUACCAGGCCUGCCUGGAGCCCUCCCCCCUCCACCAGCGCACGACGAAGAGGCGCCAGCCAACUACUUCAACCUGGACCCGGGCACCUCGUCUGUGUUGAACAUCGCCCUGCCCCCCCCGCCCGGCAUCCACCCCCCCCCUCCAGGUUUCGGACCCCCGAUGUUCCACCCCAUGGGCCACAUGGCGCCGCCCAUGCCCCCCCCGAUGGGCAUGCGGCCCCCCGGGCACAUCCACUACCCCUCCCAGGACCCCCAGCGCAUGGGCGCCCACGCCGCCCACGGCGCGCGGCACGGCGACUAGACGCCGCCACAGCCUCUACUCUGGUCAUUCCUGCCCGCAGCCCAACCCACUCAGAAUACAACCAGGGACUCACCUUUACUCUGGGGGGGGGGGGGGCUCUACCUGGACGCGGGCCGGGCUGCGGUCGCUGCUGUUCUCUGAGCGGACUGAAGCGCCCCCCACUCUCAGAAUGAUUUACUAGCUGAAUGUUACAAGACGUCUGGCUAAUGAACCCCUGUUGGAAACACAUCGGGCAGGAGCACGGAGGGAGAGGGAGGAGUUUAGGUUCAUUACUGCCACUGUUUUCGUCUCAUACAGCCCGGAUGCUAUUCCUGGGGGAUUCCUUGGGCUUUUAAGGGCUUCUUCGAUCGAUGCCGUUCUAUUACAUAAUUGAGUUGUCUGUCAUCGUGCAAAUUAUCACCGUGAAACAUUUUAGUCUUGAUUUGAUUUUUUUUUAUUCUUUGACGUAAUAUUAUUACCCCAUGAAACUGUUUAUUUGUAUUUUUCAUCAUUAAACAACCCCAUCUAGUCAUUUGAC
Gadus chalcogrammus (walleye pollock) is the source of this 1856-nucleotide messenger RNA. RefSeq names its product RNA binding motif protein 22 (gene rbm22). The transcript is spliced from 11 exons. NCBI's taxonomy places the organism in Eukaryota, Metazoa, Chordata, Actinopteri, Gadiformes, Gadidae. Bases 59 to 1339 code for a protein of 426 amino acids. The record is from RefSeq and is a predicted model, not a curated record. Gene Ontology annotation, cellular component: Prp19 complex; U2-type catalytic step 1 spliceosome; U2-type catalytic step 2 spliceosome. Gene Ontology annotation, molecular function: metal ion binding; U6 snRNA binding; pre-mRNA binding.